Necator americanus (New World hookworm) is the source of this 519-nucleotide messenger RNA. RefSeq lists its product as uncharacterized. NCBI's taxonomy places the organism in Eukaryota, Metazoa, Nematoda, Chromadorea, Rhabditida, Ancylostomatidae. Bases 1 to 519 code for a protein of 172 amino acids. The record is from RefSeq and is a predicted model, not a curated record. The transcript has a single exon.
AUGCUCAACCAAUUGAACGAAACAGGGAAGAGAAUAGGACGAAUAAACAGAAAGAAGAGACAGUUCAUGAAGAACGCCCACUACGAGGACGGAGGAGUACAACUUGAAGGCUCUCAAAUCGUGGACACUCCGUCAUACGUACACCUCGGACGUUCUAUGAACAUGGAAAACGACCUGAAGGAGGAACUGAAUAGAAGAAUGAGAGCAGCAUGGGCAGCAUUCGCAGCCGUCAGGGAGGAUAGGGACCAACUGUCGGACCAAGAUCUUCGUGCCCAUCUGUUCGACUCGACAGUCCUUCCAUCGCUCUGUUACGCAGCGGAGACAUGGGCAGACACCGCGGCCACGUCUAGGAAGCUACUUACUACCCACAGAGCCCUUGAGAGAUGUCUCCUGAAGUUUAACCGGCGCACACAACACCUUGCCGGUCUUCGUAGCUCCGACUUAAGAGGAAUGUCCCGUCUUCGCGACCCACCGGAAUAUGUAUCGAAAGCAAAACAUAGAUGGGCCGGUCAAUCAUGA